This is a messenger RNA of Thamnophis elegans (Western terrestrial garter snake), 1794 nucleotides long. RefSeq names its product putative P2Y purinoceptor 10. Gene Ontology annotation, molecular function: G protein-coupled receptor activity. Gene Ontology annotation, biological process: positive regulation of Rho protein signal transduction; phospholipase C-activating G protein-coupled receptor signaling pathway. Gene Ontology annotation, cellular component: membrane. The transcript has 2 exons. The record is from RefSeq and is a predicted model, not a curated record. Lineage: Eukaryota; Metazoa; Chordata; Lepidosauria; Squamata; Natricidae. The coding region runs from base 166 to 1209 and encodes 347 amino acids.
UUCUGCUGCUUUAACUUCCUGCAAAGAGACCGUUGUUCAGACAGUUGCAAUAACAAAAUCCAAUCAACGACCUUUCUUUUCCUCUAUGAGUCACUCUACAAAAAGAGAACCAGCCAAGAAUUUGCUACCCGGAGAUUGCCUUUUCUACAACCCGCGCUUUUGCCGAUGCUCCAAAUGAGGGGCCAGAAUCUCUCCAACGGUGAGACUUUUCCAAGACCUUUCCCCUUCAAUGGAACUGAGAUGCCAGGAAGCCCAGGGAUGAACUGCUCGGAACCCGGAAGAGUUUUCCAACACACCUUUUAUGCUGCCACCUACACCAUCAUCUUCAUCCCAGGUCUCCUAACCAACAGCAUUGCUCUCUGGAUGCUCUGUCUCCUUAUCCGAAAGCAAAACAAAGCCAUCAUCUUCCUGCUGAAUCUGGCCACCGCAGACUUCAUUCAUGUCCUCUCCUUACCUCUGCGGAUUUAUUACUAUGUCAACUACAGGUGGCCCUUUGGACUCUUCCUCUGCCAGCUUUGCUUCUACCUGAAGUACCUGAACAUGUACGCCAGCAUUUGCUUCCUCACCUGCAUCAGCGUGCAGCGAUAUCUCUUCCUGCUCCAUCCCUUCAAGGCCAAAAACUGGAAGAAGCGCUACGAUGUCGCCAUCUCGGCCGCCGUCUGGUUGGUGGUUGGUGUAGCUUGCCUGACCUUCCCUUUGCUGAGAAACACCGGGAGUUCGGAAACUUGCUUCUCGGAUCUCAACAUUGAAAAGUUCCAGAACAAGGCGGCUCUGAUCGGGAUGCUGAUAGCGGCUGAACUGGUUGGGUUUUUGUUCCCUCUGGCCAUCAUCGGCUACUGCACUUCCAAAAUCAGGGCGUCCCUCCGGGAACACCAAAUGCCUUUACAAAACACUGGCGAAAAACAGAAGGCGCUACGGAUGGUGUCGAUGUGCGCCGUGGUGUUUUUUGUCUGCUUCGCCCCCUAUCACCUCAUGUUUUUCUUCUUCAUGUUGGUGAAGGAAGAUGUGGUGAAGGGCUGCGCUGUAAAACAAGGCAUCUUGUAUCUGCACCCCUUCUUCUUAAGCCUGGCCAGUUUCAAUUGCUGUUUGGACCCAUUCUUGUAUUUCUUUGUGACCUCGGAAUUCCACGAUCGGAUACCAAGCUACAGCAGCUGGUCCUUCCGAAGUCGUUUGUUAAGCAAGGAAAGCACCGCUUCGGUGAAGGGAUAAAUUAGCUGGAUUUCAGGCUGGACAGAGGAUUGGGGCAUCUAGAGGAGGGGCCCUAAGCUCUUGUCAUUUAAACUGUGUCGCCUGAUACCCUGUAGCACAGGGGCCCUCAAAUUUUUUAAAUGGGGCCAAUUUGCGGUCCCUCAGACUGCUGUGGGGCCGGACUGGCUGGGUGGGUGCGUGUGGCUAGGUGGUCAUGUGAUUAGGUGGGUGUGGCUAGGUGGUCAUGUGACCAGGUGGGCAUGGCCAAUUUAGCAGUCCAUUAAACAAUACUCACAAAUUAAACUUUAAUUUGCUUUGCUCCUAGGAGUGGAAAGCGUGUUAGUGAAGGGAUGUGGCUGCCUUGAGAGGGGGUCCAUCUCUCUCUCUCCUCCCCCUUUCCCUCUCUCCCUCUCUCCCCUCUCUCUGCAGGCUGGGGAGGCCCAGAGAGUAGGUGGGGUGAUGUGGGUAGGGCAGCCUUGUGGUCCCUUGGGGGCUGGAUUAAUGGCUUCAGUGGGCCGUGUCCGGCCCCUAGGCCAUAGUUUGAGGAUCCCUGUUGAGUGGGCUCACAUACCACAUCAGAGGAAAGUUGUCAGGCCUGCAAACCAU